UGUUGGAAGGUACGAUUGUUCUGCUCAGGAAAUAGCUGCCUCAUGGACAAUUUCCAACGCCAACAAUCUGUGUGGAAUGUAGUGAAGGAAAAUGUUCCCUGCACUGAGCUUCCUGAGAUCCGAGCUGUACUUGGAGAAGCACUGAUUGAUUCGUACACAGAGUUAUAUUCAGAGGUGGAGAUGUGGGAGAAGAUUUGGCAGGAGCUCCGUUGCUCAGAGAAGGGCAACAGGCCAGAAGCCCCCAUGUUCCCUCUGGCUGACCCCCCAGCUGUUAAAGAGUUGCUAAAAGCAGAGAUUCAGUUGUUGCUGCUCACACUGAGAGAGAAAGCAGCCAGGCAGGGCAGGGAUGAAGAGGAGGUCAUGGCCCAGUACAAUCCUAGUGUGGUGAGUUACGCACUGGGCAGCAGUAGCACACAGAGACAGGAGAGUCCAGGCAGCUGGUGUGAAAUUAAAUCACCCUCCAGACCCCCAUCAAGUCUGAGUGAGAUUGGCAGCAGAUCUGCCUCCAGCCUCUCGUCUCACUCCAGCUGUGAAGAAGAAAUCAAGGCCUUAAGACACAAGUUAAACAUCACCCAUAUAGAUGAGGUUGUGACCCAUCUCAGGUCAGUCAUAACCGAAGAAUCUGAAGCACUGAAAAGAGACGUGCAGGUCCUGCAGGAAAACCUUGAGACUGGGAAAGCCAGAGCUCAGCCAGAACCUUUAUCUCCUGAACCCACCAUAGCAGAGCUCAAAGAGGAACGGAGACUCAUUCAGAGGAAUCUGAAUGAGCAGAGUUUAAUAAGCUGCUGCCACAACACAAAUAAUCAGAGCGCCAGAAACCAACAAAUCCAUGCAAGGGAGACACGCAAACUUGCUCUCUCUGCAAAUGACUCGGAAGGACCGAAACCAUCAAACUCAACAGUCCCCCAUUUUAAACCAUGUCCGCCUAGAGACCCAAACCACAUCAGGAGCGAUCUGCCACUAAUGAGCUACUCAAUUGCUGAAUCCACGAUCCCUAUUUCUGCUUUGGAACAUGGGAACAAAGAGUGCAAGUACAGAGGAAAUUCACUAAGAGCUUCAGCCUUCAGACUGGUUCCAGCGGCCUCUGUCAAAGCAUCCGGAUCUGUAAAAGACUUCUUCCUAAAGAUGGAAGUGACUCAAAAUAGUGACCUAGACUGUCUCCAGCCCGCUCCUCCUGCAGUGCAGAUAACAGCCAGCAGGGGGCAGAGGGGGAGCAGACACCUGUGUCUUCCUCAGCCUGACAGCUUGCUCAGUUCUCUGUGAGAAUCGCUGCAUGCUGCUCUACACACUGUCAGUUAGUUGAAGCUCAUAGGGGGGGGAAAGCCAUAAAACACAAACCACAAGCUGAUCUUUAAAAUAAACUUUAUUUACCAUUUCAAAUUGAACAGUUUACAGCUGACAUGACUAAGACAAUUUCAAUGCUGUUUGGCCCUAAAAUUGAAAAGACAUGGUUAGAUAUGUUUGAAGCUCAUGUCAUUGUGCUUGUCAUUCUACUUCACUACUAUAUUGCCAUGAGCACAGAAGAACACACACACUAUUGUAAAGACAUUGCUUUUAGGAUGCAGGACAGGGAGAGAAAGGUUUUGUUUUUUUGCAAUUUUGUAUUUUCUGUUGCUUUCAAACACAUAUUUUUAAAGUGCCGUAACAACAUGAAAAUACAUGACACGGUUUUGAAUAAACAUUUCAUUAACCAAAAAAGUACACAGUUUCAGUUAUGCCGAUUCUUUUUAUAGUUCUUAAUACAGCCACAAAACUGUGCUUAAUGGAUAUUUCCAUCUUGGACCAAGAGGUAUUUGAUGAAUUCUAGUAUUUCUGUUUUGCUUGUUUUAAACACAGCCCUUUCAUGUCAUUUCAAAGUGUAUGCCGUCACAAUUAAAUUUACACUAAGAAACUGUGAAGUAUAGUUUGAGAGCCCGUUCAAAUUAGAAGAAAAGUCCGCUUAAAAAGUGUUCGGUUCUUCUCAGAAACAUUAUCUUAAUAUACCCAAAUAAAAUUCAGACAAUAUUAAUUCAGUUUUGAUAAUUUCAAAUGCAUUUCGAAAAUAUUCAAAGAUCGGCAUAAGUGUUAAAACAUUCUUUCCAGGCAAUCAAAUGUGCUUUCUCUGUUUCAUUUUACAUUGUGCAUAAUAAAUGAAACUGGAUCACGGGCAGACAGAAAUGUUCUUAAAGGGUUUGCAGCAUUACAAAUACACGUGUACAAUACUGAGAUGAAGAUAUAACAUUGCUGGCUUUAGACUGUGUCCUUCUUCAUCAAUAAACGGUUUCUGUUUGACCAGACACUGCUGUAAAAAGCAUUCCUGAAUUUUUCAAGUUUCAGUCCAAAGCCUUAGUUUGGCAAUGUGUUUGAGAUCAGCUGGCUUGAAGAGGUUUAGGAGGAAAAAAAAGAAAUAAAAUGUAGUGUCAUUGAACAAAGCUAAAAAUGAUUACAACUGAUGAUAAAAUACAGUUUUAGUACUAUAAAAAUAAAAAGGAAAAAUCUCUUACAAAGGUAGAUUCUGUUUGUUAAAUGGCAAAAAGCGGAUAAUUACAUACUGAUUAAAAUUACAUGACAUCAACAGUGACACUAACAUGAACUAGGUUUGACUCAGCAGUUGAACGUCCACUACACAGAACACUCUGUACACAUAACAGUAGCUACGUUACCAUAAGAAAUAAUGUAAAAACAACUAAAAAUAAACCCCACUACAGCAACCCACCCUGAUAAAAACAGAAAACACAAACAUAGACAUCAGUUUUUUUUGUUUGUUUGUUUUUUUUUUUUUUACAUUACUGUACAAUGGAGAAAGAGGACAAGAGGUGGGGAACAGUGCAAGAAUGGCACUGAUGCAUAACGUGUCUAUUGUUAUAAAGAGUUUGCAUGUCAAGCUCAAUAUCCAGAUCUGUUCACAUCGCAGUACCUAGAGACAGACACAUGGUCUUCAUGCCACGUUCAAGGUCUGAGGACCACACAUCAGAAAAAUGAGAGGGCUUCAAUCUUGUGCAUUCAUAUUUCUGACAGCGAUUAUUAAUCAUACUGUAGCUACCGCGCACGUAGCCACCUAAAGUGAACCAGUAAAUAAAAGUGCUGUUAGCCUCCCGACACCUAAACUGCUGCUCUAAUCUAUGGCACUAACUGUCUAACAGAGGAAAAGCUAGAGUGCGUGACCUGUAGGUAUGGUUGUGCUAAGACCAAUGAACCUCUAACUACUCCCCUGAGUGUCCGAUACCUCCUGUUAGGCAGCAGGGUUACUUUUAUUCUUCUCUCUUUUUUCCCUACUUCUUAAAGUUAGAUUGUGUUUUGUAUAUUUUUGGAUAAAAUCUUAAAAAUAUAUAUAUCAUACCUUCAUGCAGAAAUUAAUGAAAUGUACAUAUCACAAAGAUGUAGACUAUUAUGCCAUCAGGUUUUUGAGUACUGACUUUAUCUGUGACCUGCUCCAUCAUUUUGAGUCAGAGUUUAGAGUCUAGAGUUUUAUGCACUGAAAGAAAAGUCUCAAACAUAUAUAAGAAAGCUUUCAAAAAUAUAAGAAAAAUUGUUUAUGAUCCUUUGCUGAAAUAUAAUUAAAUGGCGCUGCCACAAAAACUUGAGAAAAUGACAUCUAAAUUCCAAACAAUUUGCAUAUAUUUUUUGAUAGAAUCUGGUGAUUUAUUCAAGCAUACUUUUAUAUUUACGAUUUUAUAUUUACGAAGUUUUUUUCCCCUCGAGCAAUUGACACUGAAUGACUUUUCUGAGGUAAAUGUAACGUCAGGUGACGUUCACAAGCAGUUUUAUUCACAUCUUUUCGCGACUGAAACACGAUUACAUGAGAGACGACACAUUCAGUAAGUUGUACUGCAUCUUUCAACAUACCUUCUGAUUCAUUUAUUUUUUCGUGCUAUAACCAGUAGUAAAGAAAAAAAGAUGAUCGGUUCACGCUUGCUUCACGCUGAUUUUAAACUGAGGCAGCUGUAGCAAACAGUGACAUGUUAAAAUGAAGCUAAUUUGAAAGCUGAGACUUUGUAUUAUCAAAAUUAAUGCAACAAAGCAAUAUUUUUUUCCGCUUAUAAUCGCAUUUCUUCACCUCUUUCCGACUCAGAAUGACAGAGCACAUCUCAUAUGGCAUUUCUCCUCGCACCACACAGGAGAGAAAUACCAGAUAAACUACUUUGACAUGACUAUAUACAGCGAUUCACUGUUUAAUCACAAGUCUCAAUACAUGACGCGUCAGCACAUUAGCAGCUGCAUUGUCAGACUCCCUGUUAAAAGGAGUCAGGCAACAUCCCAGACAAAUUCACAGUGUAACCAGGACUCUUUAUCCAUGUACAUGUGCCACUAUAACCGUAUGCAUCGUAAGUAAAGGGCCUUGUUGAAAUGUCACUGGAAUGAAAUGACACGCGGCAUCUAACAUACCAAAAAUAUGAACAUAACUCUCCAUACCAGUAUCUUCCCCUCUCUAUUGCCUUCAAAACCAAAACGAAACAAAAUGCACCAUAUUAACAUAAAAUUCUGUGGUUUCUAUUGCGUAAAUGGGAUGGUUUGGCCUUUUAUUUGUCUUGCAAGUCUAUUUCACAUUAUUUUACAAUACGAGGAAAACAUUCCAUUAACCACAGUGAUUUUGACUAAUGCUACGUUUACUUCUGGUCAUUCCACAUGCAACCUUACCCCUUAUUUCAGUGUUCGAUGACACGACCGUUCAGCUCAGCACAGCCAGAUGCCUUUAAAUGACACAUACACACCAGUUCAAGUCUCUUAACACAGACAACAAAAAAUACACACAAACACAAACAUACCAACUAAAUCAGAACACAAAGGUUUGUGCACAUGUUUUUGGUAACAUGCCUCUUUUUCCGUGUAGAG
This is a messenger RNA of Sinocyclocheilus rhinocerous, 4812 nucleotides long. RefSeq names its product coiled-coil domain containing 24 (gene ccdc24). The record is from RefSeq and is a predicted model, not a curated record. The transcript has 9 exons. NCBI's taxonomy places the organism in Eukaryota, Metazoa, Chordata, Actinopteri, Cypriniformes, Cyprinidae. The coding region runs from base 43 to 1263 and encodes 406 amino acids.